CACCGAUCAAUGGAAAGAGCUGAAAGAGGUCAGCUCGGUCAUGUGAUCAGCUGUGUCCAAUCACAGCUGUUCAAAUAGGAGAGCCGGUAAUCGGCAUUCAUCAGAGGGACAUGUACACUGAUCAUCAGGGCUCUGAUGAUCAGUGUGCCCUGAUGAUCAGUGUAGCCCCAGCAGUGCCACCUGUCAGUGUCCAUCAAUGCCACCUGCCAGUGCACAUCAAUGCCACCUGCCAGUGCACAUCAAUGCCUCAUCAAUGCCACAUAUCAGUGCCUACCAGUGCACAUCAAUGCCACACAUCAGUGCCCAUCUAACCUGCCUUUCAGUGCCACCUAUCAGUGCCAGUCAGUGCCACAUAUGAAUGCAAGUCAGUGCCACCUAUCAGUGCCUGUCAGAGCUGCCUAUCAGUGCCACAUAACAUUGCCAUAUAUCAGUGCUGCCUUUUAGUG
Molecule: messenger RNA, 446 nt
Organism: Staurois parvus
Lineage: Eukaryota; Metazoa; Chordata; Amphibia; Anura; Ranidae
Source: the annotation of a GenBank genome assembly